AUGAAGAUGUUAGAUGCUUGGGAUAUCUUAUUGUCAAAACUUGAAGAUUUUUCAGUUCGUGGUAUAAAGUUUUAUACACCUUCUCCAAACUUCUAUUCUAUCUUCACUGGAUAUAAAUAUGAACAAGUAGAAUGGAAAGAAAAUAUUAUAGAAGCUUGGUUAGACCAUGUCAAAGAAAUUAUAUGCAAUGGAAACGAAAAGGUUUAUGAGUAUAUCUUAUGUUGGUUUGCAAACAUCUUACAACAUCCAAGUGCUAAAAAUGAAACUGCUCUCAUUAUAAUUGGAAAACAAGGAACAGGUAAGAACACAUUCUUUACAGAUAUUUUGUGCAAACUGUUAGAAGGUUAUUCGAAUCCGAAUAUGACAAACUUAGAAAACAUCUGCGGUAAAUUUAACUCUUCAAUUGAGAAUAUGAAACUUAUAGUUUGCAAUGAACUUCAAAGUAUAGAUACAACAAAAGUUUUGAACUCAGAUGCUUUGAAGAGUCUUAUAACAGACAAAGUUGGAGUUGUUGAAAGAAAGUAUAAAGACCAAAGAGUUUGUGAAAAUGUUGCAAACUUCAUUAUGGUUUCAAACAAUGCUGUUCCGAUGAAGUUAGAAAGUUCUGACAGAAGAUAUGUAGUUGUCAGAACGUCAGAUUCUCAUAUGCAAGAUACAGAAUAUUUUGACGACUUAGCAGAAACUUUGACAUCUGACUUUUACAACCACUUGUUCUCAUAUUUCAUGACAUUAGAUAUUUCUAAGUUCAAUCCAAGACAAAUUCCACAUACCGAAGAGAGACAAACAUUGUUAGAAGCAAACAAGAGUGUAUAUGAACUGUUCAUAGAUGAAACUGACUUUGUGUCAUUAGAUGAAAGGUCAUUGUACGAUUCGUAUAAACAAUAUUGUCAAGAAUAUGGUUAUAUGA
Messenger RNA from Trichomonas vaginalis G3, 907 nucleotides. RefSeq lists its product as uncharacterized. Lineage: Eukaryota; Parabasalia; Trichomonadida; Trichomonadidae. The transcript has a single exon. The annotation marks the transcript as partial. The record is from RefSeq and is a predicted model, not a curated record.